This is a messenger RNA of Triticum aestivum (bread wheat), 4934 nucleotides long. Its product is annotated as leucine-rich repeat receptor protein kinase MSL1. Bases 1722 to 4310 code for a protein of 862 amino acids. The transcript is spliced from 6 exons. The record is from RefSeq and is a predicted model, not a curated record. Gene Ontology annotation, molecular function: protein binding. Lineage: Eukaryota; Viridiplantae; Streptophyta; Magnoliopsida; Poales; Poaceae.
GCCACCGCGCCUCACAAUCCUUUCCUCCCUGCCGCCGCGGAUGGCCGACGUGCUCGGCUCCCCCAUUCCGGCGGCACUUUUCCGAUGCCUCCUCCAGCGUGUGGCCAACGAACUAACUCUAGCCGACACCUCGCGACCUCCCACCGGCCUACAACACAUGUGACUUGCCGCCUGCACCGGCAACUCGACGCGGCCGGGAGGUGCGCAAGCUGUUCGGUCUUUUGACCCAACAGAAAUCAUAUCAAAAUUCGGGUGUCGGAGAAGUUGGCCGGACGCUCACAAGUCACAAGGCCGAGCUAAUGCACGCCCCCCAUGAGGCCAUGCCCGUGUCUUGAAGCUCGAGAUUGCCAGAGAGCUCGCUGGCCGUUGCAUGGAGGUCUGGAGGGACUUGGCCCUUGCACUCGACAUGUUCCCUUGCGACAUCGAGCAGCAGCUCGCUCAGGCAGUUCAUGAGUAGAAGGUAUUGGAAGCCUUGUCUUCCUCCACAGAACCGGUAGAUCUUCUAUAUAAGAUGGAUAUUGCCGCUUGUGAUCAUUCUAGAGUGGUCACUUCACCAUCAAGUUCAUCAGAAUCAGAUCAUGUACUGAAGUAUGUGCCAUCAAUCCGUGAACGGCUAAAGGACUGGGAGUGGUGGCUAGAUAUUUGCACCCAAGCACCCCCGUUGGGGGGAAGAGCAAGUUGGGGGAGGUCACAUUCAAAGGUGACUGGAUGAAGAGGCGCGCCCAUGUUGAUCUUGGAGACCAAAGUGGCCCGGCUCGUGGCGCGAGGAUCCUGAUCCACCUCUCUGACCGGCUGAAGGACUUGGCUGCGACGGUGCUGCUGAUGAUAGCGCCGCCACCAGCCCGAUGUACAUAUCAAGUUAGACUGGAACGAGCUGACGGCGAUCUGGGGGCCGAUGGUCGCCGUGAGGACGGCCCCCGAGGGCCGAGGGCGCACAGGGUGAAGGAAGGUCAACCUGAGAGUUUUUGCUUGGAAGAAGCUUGCUACCAAGAGGCCGAGAAAGAGGACCACGGCACUACCAGGAUACACACUACGUUUGUAUGUUGCUUGUCCAGGAUAUGAUACACACUAUGACUAUGACUUGGAUGGAUGGGUCAAACCAAAGGGCGAAUAUUAUGCUCCAGUCUAGCGCGUGAUGACGAGCAGAGCAGAGCAUGCAGUCCGCAGGUUCCCACUCACUCACAGACAUGACGAGACCCACCUACGCGCUCCUCCUUCACACCGUCGCGCUGCUCCUCCUCCUCCUGCUGCUGCCGGCGGCUACGACGGUGACCGCGGCGCCCUCGCAGACGCAGUCGCAGGCCGACGCUCUUCUGGCAUGGAAGGCCAGCCUCGGCCACCCAGCCGUGCUGUCCAGCUGGACCAACGCAACGCCGGUCUGCUCCUCUUGGCGCGGUGUGGCCUGCGACGCCGCCGGCCACGUCACGUCCCUCAGGCUCCGGGGGUUUGGAGUUGGACUCACAGGCACGCUCGACGCGCUGGACGCCGCGGUGCUCCCGGCUCUGACCACACUCGACCUCAACAACAACAACUUCACCGGCUCAAUCCCGGAAAGCCUCUAGCGGCUGCGCUCCCUCGCCGCGCUCGACCUCGGCAGCAACUGGUUGAAUGGCUCCAUCCCGCCGCAGCUCGGCGACCUCUCGGGCCUCGUCGAACUCCGCCUCUACAACAACAACCUCGCCGGCGACAUUCCGCAUCAGCUCAGCAGGCUCCCCAGGAUCAUGCACCUCGACCUGGGCGCCAACUUCCUCACCAACCAGAAGGGCUACCGCAAGUUCUCGCCCAUGCCCACCGUCAACUUCCUCUCGCUCUACCUCAACUACCUCGACGGAGGCUUCCCGGAGUUCAUCCUCAAGAGCGGCAACAUCACCUACCUCGACCUGUCGCAGAACACUCUCUCUGGACCAAUACCAGACUCGCUGCCGGAGAACCUCCCCAACCUCAUGUACCUCAACUUGUCCAUCAAUGCCUUCUCCGGGCGGAUACCAACGUCGCUGUCGAAGCUGGAGAAGCUCCAGGACCUGCGGGUUAGCCACAACAAUCUGACGGGUGGAAUCCCCGAGUUCCUUGGUUCCAUGUCCCAGCUGAGGGGUCUUGAACUCGGCGGCAACCCGCUCGGCGGAUCGAUCCCGCCAGUUCUCGGCCGGCUCGAAAUGCUACAGCGCCUUGACAUCAUGAACGCCGGGUUGGUUUCCACUAUUCCACCCGAGUUGGGCAACCUUGGCAAUGUCAAUUCCAUGGAACUAGACAUGAACCAGCUCACCGGUGUCCUGCCGCCGGAGUUGUCCGGGAUGCGCCAGAUGCGUGAAUUUGGCACAUCAUCGAACAAACUCACCGGUCAGAUUCCACCGGCUUUAUUUACGAGCUGGCCAGAGCUCGUAUCAUUCCAAGUGCAGAACAACUCGUUUUCAGGGAGGAUCCCACCGGAGCUCGGCAAGGCAGCCAAGCUGAAAAUCCUGUAUCUCUUCAGCAACAAUCUUGUCGGCUCUAUCCCUGCAGAGCUGGGCGACCUAGUGAGCCUGAAUCACUUGGAUUUGUCGGUGAACUCUCUCACGGGACCGAUCCCCAGCUCGUUCGGGAAUCUCAAGCAGCUCCUGAGGUUGGCGCUCUUCUUCAACCGGCUCACCGGCACGAUCCCAAUGGAGAUUGGCAACAUGACAGCGUUGCAAGUCUUGGACAUCAACACCAAUAGUUUGGAAGGCGAGCUGCCCACCACCGUCACAUGGCUCAGUAAUCUCCAAUACCUUGCCCUGUUUGACAACAACUUCAAUGGCACCAUACCGCCGGACCUCGGGAAGGGGCUGAACUUAACUGACGUGGGUUUCGCGAACAACAGCUUCUCCGGUGAGCUGCCGCAGAGACUGUGUGAUGGCCUCACGCUGCAAAACUUCACGGCGAACCACAACAACUUCAGCGGCAGGCUGCCGCCCUGCUUGAAAAAUUGCACGGGGUUGUUCCGGGUGCGGCUGGAAGGCAACCAAUUCACUGGCAAUAUCUCAGAGAUGUUUGGCGUCCAUCCCAGCUUGGACUACUUGGAUGUCUCGGGGAAUCAGCUGACAGGGAACUUAUCAUCUGAUUGGUCACAAUGCACCAAUCUUACACUCUUAAACAUGAACGGUAAUCGAAUAUCUGGCAAUAUUGAUGCAACCUUCUGCGAAUUGAUCUCUCUCCAUUCUCUGGAUCUAUCAAAUAACCAAUUCACUGGGGAGCUCCCAAGUUGCUGGUGGAAACUCAAAAGUAUGUGGUUAAUGGAUUUGUCCAACAACGGUUUUUCAGGUGAACUUCCUAUAUCAACAAGCUUGGGCCUUGAACUCCAGUCACUUCGUCUUGCUAACAAUAGCUUUCUUGGAGUUUUUCCAUCUAUAAUUGAAACCUGCAGAGAUCUUGUCAUCCUAGAUCUUGGGAACUACAAGUUCUUCGGUGAUAUCCCCUCUUGGGUUGGAACGAGUGUUCCUCUUCUAACAGUUCUGAGCCUCCCAUCCAACAAUUUCAGUGGUGUUGUUCCACCCGAGUUAUCCCAACUUUCUUAUCUGCAAGUACUGGACCUGUCCAGCAACUCCUUCUCAGGUGAGAUCCUCACGGCCAUGCCAAACCACAAUUGCUCUCUCGAGUCAUUUCAUCUCGCCGGCAAUGGCUUCGUGGGUGCCUUCCCACCGUACCUACGAGGCUGCAACUCCCUGGCCACCCUGGACAUCGGGAACAACCGGUUCUUUGGUGGUAUCCCCACAUGGAUCGGGAAUCAGCUUCCAUCACUGAAAAUCCUUAGACUCGGAUCAAACAAUUUCACCGGAGAAAUCCCCACGGAGUUAUCAAGGCUUUCGCAACUUCAGCUGCUCGAUAUGGCCAACAAUAGCUUGAUAGGAUCAAUUCCAGUUGCCUUUGGCAACUUGACCUCCAUGAGGCAUAAUGUUCCCCCAUUGGUCCGACCGAGGCCAGUUUCCGCUCCUUUGCAGAUUAUGCCCAAUGGCCAAGGCCAACUGCGAGUGGAUGAGUUUCCAGCCAGAGUCAACAUAUCAUGGAAGGGCCGUGAGCAGACUUUUCAGAAAAGCAUCGGGUUAAUAACAGGUAUUGAUCUAUCAAGCAACCGACUUACAGAGAGCAUCCCUGAAGAGCUAACAUACCUCAAAGGUCUCCGGUUUCUGAACUUGUCCAGAAAUGAUCUAUCAGGCAGUAUUCCAGAAAAAACCGGAAGGUUGGAGCUCCUGGAUUUCCUUGACCUCUCAUGCAAUGAACUCUCAGGCACUAUUCCUCCUAGCAUUUCAAAUCUGCGGUCCCUCGGCAUGCUAAACCUCUCUAACAACCACUUAUAGGGCCGCAUACCCACUGGAGAUCAGUUACAGACGCUCGUGGAUCCAUCGAUUUAUGGCAGUAAUCCAGGGCUCUGUGGCUUCCCGUUGUUGAACGUGUGUGAGCCUACAUUGGACCAAGGAGCUGAAGUCCACAAAGAACUGAGAGGAGACAUGUGGUUGUGGUACUCUGUAAUUCUUGGCAUUGUUUCCGGCUUCUGGCUUUGGUUUGGAGCUCUGUUCUUCCUGGAGCAGUGGAGGUCUUGUUUUCUCUGUUUUGUUGAUGGCUUAGGCAAGAAGAUACAUGCCAGACGUCAAUAAGGCAUAUAUUAGGCUCACAUGUGGUAAAUCAGCAGCGACGUCAUAGCGCCAAUUAUGUGAAAGAAGAGUUCAUUCUACUUGAGGGAUUCGAUGCAUGCAUGAGCUGGCUCAGAACGGCUGUACUCACAUUUAUCCUGGCUCCUUUUGAUCCGGGUAGAGUUGGAGAUAUAACGCCUGCCAGGCGACCCAGUACAAGCUCCCCAGUCGUUCGAUUUGAUAAAAUCACGGAUGGAAAAGAUCUUCCAGAGCCGCAUUGAAGGCAUCCAUCAGAAUACUUCACAGCAAGAGCUGCAGCAUCAACAUCCAGGGCGCGGCGUGAUAUUCACA